AUGCAAUCCAACCAAGCUCCAGGAAAUGCCCAAGCAACCGCUGACCAAACACUGGCAGCGAUGCACUGGGACAUAAACGCCUUUGCCCAAUUCUAUAAAAUCACCCAAGAUAGGCCUACAGCACAGGAAAAAAAGCAAUACAAUCAAAUGUGCGAACCGAUCCAAGAUUUCAUUAACAAAGCAGUUCUAGACAACCUGCUCUUUGCCACAAGAGCCCUAAAAACUAGCAGAUGCAUCUCCUUCAUUCAGAUGGAGGGCUGGAUGAUGUAUACCAUCUGCUCAUUUUCAGAGAGCUUCCGUCGAGCGUUGAUGGAAUAUAACGAUACCAUGUGGUCUGCACUCGAGAAUCUCAUUUCGCAAAAUGCUCGAAGCAUCGAUGUAUUUGCUCGCGCACGAGAAUUACCGUGGAAAGCACCCCUGCAAGCGAAUGAGAAAUGUGGCCUGCCUUAUCUUCUCGCCGCGCUAGGAUCAGAUAUUAAUAUUGCAACUGAGCAUCCGCACCAUACAGUCCAAACGGCAUCCGGUAGUCUUCGCAGACCCGAGAACGCAGGUUGUGCUCAGAUUAACAUCAGUUCGAACAUAUUACACCCCUCGUGUCCGAAACCAGACCCUUCCAUGCGCCAGCCAGGCUGGCCACCCUGUGAUCUAUGCGGCGCAGUCGAGGGAGGAUGCGGCUGUCGCAUCAACGCCAUGAUCGGUGACUUGGUCGAGUUGGUAGAGUAUGGCAUGAAAGGAAUUGGGGUUCGCGCCCUAUGCAACAUCAAGAAGGGAGAUAUUAUCGGCGAGUUUACAGGUGAGAUCCUACCUUCACAUGCUCCCGACUACUCUAAUUAUGCUCUGAUGGGCGCUUUGGGUCGAGAGGAACUAAGACACAUCUACUACGUUGACCCUGUAUUUUUAGGAAAUUGGACUCGCUAUAUCAAUCAUUCGUGUGAGGCUUCUACUUACUUCAGUCCUGUUGUUGCUGGAGAUCGGGUGGUUAUGGUCGCUAUCGCGGAACGAGAUAUCGGCUUUCAUGAAGAACUCACUAUCGAUUAUGGCCCAGGUUAUUGGAGCGGCAGCCGAGUUUGUUACUGUGGAAGUAAGAAUUGUUAUAGCCCACUAGUACCUACUAGACGACUUUGGAACCCUCCCCAGUAA
Molecule: messenger RNA, 1140 nt
Organism: Penicillium taxi
Lineage: Eukaryota; Fungi; Ascomycota; Eurotiomycetes; Eurotiales; Aspergillaceae
Product: SET domain-containing protein
Exons: 1
Coding region: 1-1140 (379 amino acids)
Biological process (GO): regulation of DNA-templated transcription
Cellular component (GO): nucleus; chromatin
Molecular function (GO): histone H3K36 methyltransferase activity; protein binding
Source: RefSeq, a predicted model, not a curated record